AUGAUGACGCUCGGGGCAACGGGAAUCACGUCUGCUCCGUGAUUGGACCAGGUAGGAGCCAAUCAUCCGACGCAGCCCAGCGUUUGGCUGGUUUGCGUCUGGCGUGGAUAAUGUAUCAGGACUGGAGGACGGCGCCUUGCUUGAAUUGUAUUGGUGCUAGCUAUGAUGAUUCACGGCUUUAAAAGCAGUAAUCAAGACUUUAGCUUUGGACCAUGGAAGCUCACUGCUAUCAAGACUCAUAUUAUGAAGUCAGCUGAUGUGGAAAAAAUGGCUGAAGAAAUGCACAUGCCCUGUCUUCCUGAGAUGAUGUUUGGAGACAAUGUCCUAAGAAUUCAACACUCCUCUGGCUUUGGUAUAGAAUUUAAUGCUAAAGAUGCUCUUAUAAGAGUCAAUAAGAAGCAAGGAGUUUUAAAGGUAGCUUGUGCUGAAGAGUGGCAAGAGAGCAGGUCAGAAAACGAUCAUAGCAAAGAAAUUGUAAAGCCCUACGACUGGACCUACACAACUGACUAUAAAGGAACAUUACUAGGUAAUGACCUGAAAUUCAAUGUUGUCACAACUACCGAACGAAUUGACACAGAAAAGCUGAAGACAAGAGAACAAAUCACGUUUUUCGAGGAGGUUUUGUUGUUUGAAGAUGAGCUCCAUGAUCAUGGUGUAUCUGGCUUAAGUGUUAAAAUUAGAGUCAUGCCUUCCAGUUUUUUCCUUCUUCUUAGAUUCUUCCUGAGAGUAGAUGGUGUCCUUAUCCGAAUGAAUGACACACGACUUUAUUACGAAAGUGACAAACCGUACAUGCUGAGAGAAUACACAUCCAAGGAGAGCAAGAUCAGCAACCUUAGUCAUGUGCCCCCUCCUUUUUUCACAGAGCCCAAUGAUAUUUCUCAGUAUUUACCUGUGAUGGAAGCAAUUUAUGAAAAGUUAGAAUUCCCAUUAAUACCGCAAGAAGACACGAGUGACUCUCUGACAUCAACAAUUGCACAAACCCCACAAAUUCUUUUGUAGAGUAGUCAUGAUCUAAAGUUGCCACCAAAAAAAUAGUCAUUGUGAAUAGAAAGAAGUAUUGAUCCCAUUUCAUCAAAGCACAAUUGUAGUACAGUCCCACAGAGAUUCCAGUUGUUUACAAGUGUUUUUGCAAUACAAGAUGCCUUAGUAGGUCCACAUGUAUUUCAUUCUAGGCCAUCGGUGGAGAGUUAACAUACUGGAAAUGUGCAAAGUUCAUGGGAAUCAGUGGGUGAUAAUGGUUGAAGAUGCCUGCUUACUAGUGACUUCCAAGUACUAGUCAAGUGCUGAGACACCUGAUUAUUUUUUUCUAUAUAUAUAUUACACACACAUCUGUAAUCUAUUUUUAUUUUUUUUUUAUUUUUAUUAUUUUUUUUUUUUUUACUUUGCUGCAUACAAAACCAGACAAACAUUUGUAUAUUCCUGCAUAUAGAUAACCUGUGCAUCAGAUUCUGAUUGAAUAAGAUAAGAAAUCUUUUUGGUAUUUAGAAAACAUUCUCCACCCGAAGUGUACCACUGUGUCUUUGUUUACUCCACACUGGAAUGAGAUUAAACUUUAGCAAUUUAAUUUGCCAUCAUUUGUAAAUUUGAUUGCUAGUGGAAUAUGGAAACAGUACCUUAUAAAUCAAACAUUUUAUAUGUAACUGUGCUUCAGCUGUUUUAUUUGUAAUCUAUUUUUAGAAAAUUAAAGUGUUGCUUAAAGCGGGC
This is a messenger RNA of Rana temporaria (common frog), 1704 nucleotides long. RefSeq names its product TOR signaling pathway regulator (gene TIPRL). Gene Ontology annotation, biological process: TOR signaling. NCBI's taxonomy places the organism in Eukaryota, Metazoa, Chordata, Amphibia, Anura, Ranidae. Bases 163 to 999 code for a protein of 278 amino acids. Gene Ontology annotation, cellular component: cytosol. The record is from RefSeq and is a predicted model, not a curated record. The transcript has 2 exons.